This is a messenger RNA of Ornithorhynchus anatinus (platypus), 2175 nucleotides long. It is a transcript of the gene RAB1B, whose product is annotated as RAB1B, member RAS oncogene family. Bases 90 to 695 code for a protein of 201 amino acids. NCBI's taxonomy places the organism in Eukaryota, Metazoa, Chordata, Mammalia, Monotremata, Ornithorhynchidae. The record is from RefSeq and is a predicted model, not a curated record. The transcript has 6 exons. Gene Ontology annotation, molecular function: GTPase activity; GTP binding.
AGGCGGGGACUGUGGGGUGGAGCGGCCACCAUCUUGGAGCGGGAGGCGGAGCGGAGCCGACGGGGAGCGACCGGGCCGCUGUCGCCGCCAUGAACCCCGAGUAUGACUACCUGUUCAAGCUGCUGUUGAUUGGUGACUCGGGUGUUGGGAAGUCUUGCCUGCUGCUACGAUUCGCUGAUGACACGUACACGGAGAGCUACAUCAGCACCAUCGGGGUGGACUUCAAAAUCCGAACCAUCGAGCUGGACGGCAAAACCAUCAAACUGCAGAUCUGGGAUACGGCGGGGCAGGAGCGGUUCCGGACCAUCACCUCCAGCUAUUACCGCGGGGCCCACGGCAUCAUCGUGGUGUACGAUGUCACUGACCAGGAGUCCUACAGCAACGUGAAGCAGUGGCUGCAGGAGAUCGACCGCUACGCCAGCGAGAACGUCAACAAGCUUCUGGUGGGGAACAAGAGCGACCUGACCACCAAGAAAGUGGUGGACAACACCACCGCCAAGGAGUUUGCCGAUUCCCUGGGCAUCCCGUUCCUGGAGACCAGCGCCAAGAACGCCACCAACGUGGAGCAGGCCUUCAUGACCAUGGCGGCCGAGAUCAAGAAGCGGAUGGGCCCCGGGGCCGCCUCGGGGGGCGAGCGGCCCAACCUCAAGAUCGACAGCACCCCCGUGAAGCCCGCCGGCGGGGGCUGCUGCUAGGGGGCGGGGGCUGCCGUUCAGGGGCCGGGGUCGGGGCCGACGACCGGCCCCGUCUCCCCUCGGAUGAUGCCCUCGAGGAAGGGAGGGAGGGGGCCUGCCCGGCCCCUCCGCCUCACCCCCGCAGGGUGUGUGAUUCUGCAGCUUCUGGGGGUGACUCCUGCCGCACCCCCCGCACCCCCUGACCCCCGCGCCCAGUCAGCGCCGGGCUCCCGGAGCCGUCUCGGUGGGGGGCUCCCAGCGGGAAAGUAGGGACGCGUUCGGGGCCCCCACCCCCGCCCCCCCAAGUCACUUUAAGGUCCCCCCUCCUCUGCCCCCCUCCUUCUCCUGCGGGUGGGAGGGCCUCCGCCUCUCUUCCCGCUUUAUUUAGGCCCCCCCUCCCCCUCCCCCACGUCUUUCUCCCCCCACUCAGCCCCGCUGCCCUCCGGUCUCCAGGGUCCGGGGGGGAGGGUGGGGGGCGGCUGGGACCGGCAGGAAGGGGUGCCGCCCGCGUGGGAAGAGGACGGGGGCCGGGGCCCUCCCUCCGGCCCCGCGCCCCUUCCGGCCCGCCGCCCCCGCCCGCACACCCGCGCUCUGUCGGCCGACCCGGUGGGGCUUCAGAAAUCCGUCCAGGUUCGGGCCCUCUGGGGUCUGAGCACAAAAGCCAAACGGGUGUGGGCGGUAGCAGUUCCCCAUAGGAACCGGUGCCCGGUGGGGGGGUCCCCCUUUCCCGCCCCCACCCUCACACACACGGCCUUCCGGCCCGCGGGAGCCCGCUCCCCCGCCCGCCUCACCUUCCGUCCCCGCCGGGCCGCGGGGGAGGCGGGCGGGCACGGACCCUUAACCCCCUCGGCUCCGGGCCCGGCCCGCGGCCCGAUCCGGCCCUCGGGUUCCCGCCUUGGCCCCGGGAGGGGGCUUGGGGCUCCCCUUCCCCUGUCCACCGGGCUGCGGCCCCUGCCCUCCCGCCCCAUCUGCCCACGUCAGUCCUUCCUGGCUGGGACCGAAGUCCAGGCCUAGGGGGUGGGGUCCCCCCAGUCUGCUGGGCCCCGCCCCACCCCCCCGCAGCCCCAGAUAGCGUCCUCAGCUCUAUAGGAAUCCGGGUCUGGGGGUGUCUCUCUCCCCCCCCGCCCCGGGGAGCAGCGGGAUCUUGUCUUGGGGCCUUUCGUCGCUCAGCCCCCUUCCCCCCUUUUCUGAAGCUGACAGAGCCCAGGGUUUGGUCAGAGGCAAUGGAAAUCUCUCCGUCUCUUCUAAAAAGCCAUGAGCCUCAUCUGUUGCCUCUCCCUCUGCCUCCGUCUCUUUUUCCACCCCUCCCCAUAUAUUUAAGUACUCUGGUGGGGGCCCGGGGCAGCCCCGCUCGGUGCACCCAUGUUCUCCCCGCCCCCCCCCCCCCCAUCCUCCCCCUGUGUCACGGGCGUUUUGCAAGGAAAAGCCACUUGGAAAAGGACAAAAAAAUCGUCAAUAAAUCUCCACGGCCCUCGGGAGAGCCGAGGGGUUUUGCAAGGAA